Messenger RNA from Cyprinus carpio (common carp), 3642 nucleotides. Its product is annotated as E3 ubiquitin/ISG15 ligase TRIM25. Lineage: Eukaryota; Metazoa; Chordata; Actinopteri; Cypriniformes; Cyprinidae. Gene Ontology annotation, molecular function: protein binding; zinc ion binding. The record is from RefSeq and is a predicted model, not a curated record.
GUGGUUCCGCCUAACGUUAGUUAAGUUUCGUUUUCAUUGUAAAGGGCGCAGUUGAGAAGUGUGUUGACUCAGUGAUCGCUGUGAUCUUGGACGUGUCACAAUGGCGGAAAAUAUGUCUCUGCUAGGUCUUGAAGACGAGUUGACGUGCAGUAUCUGUUUAUGUCUAUUCGAGAACCCGGUGAGUUUAAUCUGUGGACACAGUUUCUGCGCCAACUGUCUCGAAGCGACAUGGAACGACAUGAUAUCAUCUCUGUCCUGCCCUCAUUGUCGAAUGGUGUUCCCCAGUAAACCCGAACUAAAGAAGAACACCGUCCUCAGCGCGGUGCUGGACGCCUAUAGAGUAAAAGCGGGUGUCUUUGAACCGGUCAAGGAACAUUUUGAGGUGAAAAAGAAAGAUCCAGAUGCGAUCAAAUGUGACAACUGCAUGGAAGCCAAAGCCGUCAAAACUUGUCUGACAUGUAUGGCGUCUUAUUGUGAGGAUCAUGUCAGGCCUCACCGGGAGAAUGCCAUUUUUCGGGCGCAUCAACUGUCUGAUCCGCUGCCAGAUCUGAUGGAGCGUCUCUGUUCAGGUCAUGGUAAACUGAUGGAGCUCUACUGCAGUCAGCACCAGAGUUGCAUUUGCAGUACCUGUUUGCAGGACAUGCAUAAAGGCUGUGAGUUUAUCACGGCAGAUGAGCGACGCUUCAAACAAAAGACCGACCUGACUGACAAGCUCAACAUCCUUGACGUCAAAACUGACAAGAAUCAGCAGGUUAUCACACAGAUGAAGGAGCAACAAAUCAAAUUAAAGGAACUAGCUACAACCCGCAAACGUAUUCUUGAGGCAGAAUACAGGCAGAUUAAAGAAAUGAUUGACCGGAAUGAGAAAGAAGCCAUGCUUACUAUCGAUAAGGAACAGGAGAAAGGUCAGAACAAACUGGUCUCCAUGAUAAAGAAAUUUAAUGAGAACAUCGAGAAGAUGAGUAGGACCAAAUCUGAGAUCAACAUUCUGCUGGACCAGUCGCAGUCACUAGCAUUCUUAAAGGCCUCUGUGGAUUUGCCCUCAGUGGUAAAUUUUGAGCCCCAUAACCCUCGUGUGAAUGUGGAAAGUAAAGAGGUGAUAGCUUAUCAUUCCUCUGCAGUUGCACUGAAGGAGUGGAUCACCAAAUUAAUGGAGCAGCCAUUAGAAAACAGAAUCUCUGUACUUAAACCAGAGUUUGAGAAAUCUGUUCUUGGCGCAGGUCUAGGAAACCAAUUCCCAGGAAUCCCAAGUGAGAUUCCUGCCCUCCUGCCAAAUCCAAGAGAGAUGUGGAUGCAAAAAGCACCGAUUGCGUGGUUUGACCCUUCAGCACAUAUGAUAUCUCCCAUUCCAAGCUGUGGUCCCAAGGCCAAGGCUCCGGGAACUAAACAGAAAAAUAUCAGCAAGACUGCUAAAGAUCAGAAGGAUCCCAAAGAGCGCAAAGACCAAAAGCCAAACAGAUCUAGGAAUCCUUCUAAAGGAGCAAAUCCUGGUUUCUCCAAAAGCAUGGAAAACUUGCUUGACAUCACAGUUAAAACUGUAGACAUACCUGACAUAAAUCGGCCUGCUGUUUUACCAGAUGUGCUAAACUUUGUUAAAAGAAGUGACCUUCUUAAAUAUGGCACUAUCCUCAAUUUUGAUGUCAGAACAGCUCACAAGCGGAUCUUGCUGUCUGAAAACAACACCAAAGCCACAGUCUCGGAUGAUCCAGCUCAUUAUCCAGAUAUUCCCCUUCGAUUUUCUGUCUGUUCCCAGGUGCUCUGCACAAAGGGUUUCUCUCAGGGCCGUCAUUAUUGGGAGAUCAAAAUGAGCAGUAACAACUUCUGCGGACUGGGACUUGCAUACGGAAGAAUUGACCGCAAGGGUCCCUCUAGCCGUCUGGGGCGUAAUGCAGACUCCUGGUGUGUGGAGUGGUUUAACGUGAAGCUUUCUGCAUGGCACAACAGCAUCGAGACGGUGUUGCAGAAUCCCAACCCAAGCCGCGUGGGCGUCUUGCUGGACUGUGAUCAGGGAAGUGCAACAUUCUAUACUGUGCAGGACCGGGCCUACCCUUUCCACACAUUUGUCUUUCCUUUCACUGAGGCUGUGUAUCCCGCCUUCUGGAUCUUCUCAAAUGGCUCUUCUGUCUCUUUGUGCAAGCUCAGCGUUUGAAAGUCUCUGUAAGUCGAACAGAUAUUCAUUUUGGAACACAAAUUAAGAUAUUUUUAAUAUUCUGCCAUCUUUUUGUCCAUUCAGUGAGUCCAGAAUGUUCAAGCUUCAUGAAUUCUUUGAAGGAUUUUCAAUAGAUGGGGAAGAAUAAUGACGGUAUAUUAAAAAUAUCUUUUUGUUCCAAAGAUGAUCAGAAGUCUUUUGAAAUGGGUUUGAAAUGACAGGAGCAUGAGUAACAGAUGACAGAAUAUUAAUUUAUGGGGUUUAAUCAAGCCAGGUUUGAUGCAAAUAAACUUUGGAAUUCUAAUUCAGGUGUGUUGUGACUACAGAAUGCAUAAAGCAGUCUAUAUCUAUAAAUGUCCGGUUAUGUCUUAAUGUGGCCAUAAAAAUAAAAAAAUUGAUGGAUGAUAUCUAAGGGCAGGCUAAUGCAGUCCAACAGUCACUACAGACCUAGACAGCAAUCCAGCCCACAUGGUUUACACACGGGCCAGAUGUUGGCCAACACUAUAUUGCUGUCUGGGAAAUAAACCUCAUCAAAGUGAAGGGGUUUGUACUGCAUUUGCAGUAAUGACUAUAGUUCUGCUAUUAUAUGGCUGCUUACCAAAUAAAAGUAAAUUAAAUAUUGAUUUAGUCUGAAAUUACUUAAGAAGAACAAGACUGCAGAGUGAUGCAACAGACACUAGCUCAGCUAUGCUGAAAAUACUUAAGUUGAAAACAGACAACAGUCAGUCGAAUUAUUUAGUGGUCAUUAUUCAAAAGAAUUUGACUUAAUUGCUACAAUUGACGUCACUGAUCCAGAAAAGAAAAGAAAAAUUUUGGUGUACAUAUGUGGUUUGCAAAUGUUGACACAUUACUAAAUCUUACUUUGUUCUGUGAAUUUUGUUAUUUUUGCAUAUUUUACUUGUUAGUUGUUUUUAGAGUUUAAUUUCAUCACAUGAUCACACUUGACGUUUGUUGGUUUAAUCACAUGGGCAAAGUCCACCUGCAGUGUGCUCCAGAUAGAGUUGUAUUGGUUCCUGAUCAAAGUAUCCUCGCUGGGUCCGGGUCCAGUCAGUUUUUAAGCGUGUGCAAUUCUGUCAAACCAACAAGUGUAAAUGUGUGUUAAAAAUGUUAAUAGUGGAAAGAAAAGUUAUUAGUAAGGCAUUUAUUGUUUGCUUUAUGCAAUAUAACAAUUUUGGUUGAUACAUCAUAUAGAGUAACUUAUUAUUAAAAAAAUGUAAAUGACAAUAUUGUACAUUGUUGAGGAGAAAAAUAUACAUAAAGUAAAAUAUAAGAAUGAUACCAAUAAAGGCAUUACAUGACCAAGUCUCAUAUACAGAUUAAUUUAACAUAAUCUAGAUUAAUAGUUCUUUCUCUCUCUCAUCAUCUGUUGUAUUGAUCACAUUUGUGAAAUUGUUAUGGGAUGACUUAAUCCUGCUCCUGUAAUGGUGAUGGUUCAUUUGUGCAGCUCACAUUGUUUUCAGUGCUGAACAAUAAAAAAAAUUAAAUAAACAACA